CUAUUCUCUGUUAUCCAGAACCGCACGAAGGAUUUCUUUGGUGGAGACCUGACUGUCAAGUAUGGGUCGAUGGACCACUCGGCCGCAAUUGCUGGUGCCUUUCGCGCAGUAUGGUCUGACAUCGAGCUGUUAAAUUGUUGGCCUCACUUGGGUCGCAAGUCCAGAGAGAAAAAAGGGCUACUGUCAGACACACAAGUCAACGGCGAUAUUAUCAAACCGCAGCUGGACCAACUCGAAAAUGCUCGUUCUCGUGAGCAGUUCUUUGCUCUGUCUGAAUUAGUCACUCAAAACUGGAGAGACCAACGCCAAAGGAGGUAUGCCAAGUGGUUUGAUGAGCAGUACCUCACGGACCCGUGGGACCUGUGGUUCAUCACCGCCAGCAACGUCGCUGGAAUAGUACCAAACCAGAAUCCAAUUGAAGCACACCACAGCGCUAUCAAAAAGGUAGCAGCAGGCCAUUUGCAAGCAGCGAUAUCGCAUGUCUUGGCCGUCACUUUGCCAAAGAUAGUG
Molecule: messenger RNA, 510 nt
Organism: Phytophthora sojae
Lineage: Eukaryota; Oomycota; Peronosporomycetes; Peronosporales; Peronosporaceae
Exons: 1
Source: RefSeq, a predicted model, not a curated record